Molecule: messenger RNA, 639 nt
Organism: Guillardia theta CCMP2712
Lineage: Eukaryota; Cryptophyceae; Pyrenomonadales; Geminigeraceae
Exons: 2
Coding region: 1-639 (212 amino acids)
Source: RefSeq, a predicted model, not a curated record
AUGUUCCCGACCGUGCAAGUCUUCCCCCGUCGCAAGAAUGGCGAGACACACCGCAAUGGCGUCGUCAACCUCUCCUACUCCGACAUCCUUAACCUCUUCCACCUCCGACAGGACCAGGCUGCCAAGGAGCUGGGCAUCUCCAUCACCGCGUUGAGGGGGGCGUGCAAGAGGCUGGGAGUACCCAAGUGGCCGUAUCCUCGCCAUCGCGACGACUCCGACCAAGCCUCAGACAGACCUGACCGCCCUCAUCGCCCCCAGACAGGCGAGGAGGGGUCAGCCUCGAGCACCAGGCGGGUGUACUCCGCGGACACGCCGACCCUUGUGGACAGGAGAAGCCACGCGGGGUUGUCGGACUCGCGGUCAGAGGCCUCGGCCGGGUCAGCUCCAGACAUCCCGUCAGACUCCGCGGCCUCAGGAAGCGAGCAGGAGGAAGCUUCUCGGUCUCACUCGCGCGCUGACGGAGACUUUGGGCUUGGCCAAGGCGGCCGGACAGAGGGAGUCGAGAUGCUCAGCGAGCCCCCACCUUCAGACGCCAACGUCGCGAGCAGCGAGCCAGGGGAGGGCGGGCGGCUAGAUCCGGCGUUUAUCAGGUGGUUCUUGAUCCAGAAGGACGAGUGCGGAGAGGACGAUGAGCUGUAA